Knipowitschia caucasica is the source of this 1911-nucleotide messenger RNA. NCBI's taxonomy places the organism in Eukaryota, Metazoa, Chordata, Actinopteri, Gobiiformes, Gobiidae. The record is from the annotation of a GenBank genome assembly.
AUGAGUAACCUGCAAGAUGCGAUCGGGCUGAUGAUCGGAGUGUUCAACGAGAAUGCUGGACCAGACAAGAGGCUGAACAAGGGAGAGCUCAGAACUCUCUUCAUGAAAGAGUUUAAAGAGUUAGUGCCCAGAGACGUGGCCACAUCCCGCUCUCUCCAAACACCUCCAGCCGAAACCUGCAUCUCCAUCACCGCGUCCCCACCUCCGAACUCCCGCUCAGACAUGGCCUUGGUCCGCAUCGCGUGUUUGUUCCUUCUCCUCGCCGGACUCUCGCUACAAAUCGAUUCCAAAAGUGAGGGGAAAGAACCCAGGAAUUACGCGGAGGAUCGGCCAUGGAUGUCGCCUCAUCACGGGAGGAAGACGCGGCACUGGGACCGCUUCAGAGACCAGGAAGUGGAGGGCGACGACAUCAAACACACAGAGGACGGUGCGAACGCAGACCAAACGGACUCGACCAAAGACCCGUGUGUGCGUGUGCGGUGCAGCCGACAUAAGGUGUGUGUGUCCCAGGGCCUUCAGAGAGCCGUGUGCCUCAGCCGCGGGAAACUGGACCAGAGGGUGAAGAAGCCAGAGUCUCCUGUAAAGUGCAGAGCCUGUACUUCCUCCUCUGCUCCGGUCUGUGGCUCUGAUGGACACAGCUACGCCUCUGAGUGUAAGCUCCAGCAGCAGUCCUGUCUGACCGGGAAGGACCUGAACAUCAUCUGCUCUGGAUUCUGCCCCUGCCCCGGAAGGGCUCAUGGGGGAAACUUUCUGAGGUUUGUUGAUGUUUCUCCAGUGAGCUGCAGUGAGGAGGAGCUGUCAGACCUCGGGGACCGACUCAGGGACUGGUUUCAACUCCUGCACGGGAACAACAAAAGGAACGAGACCAGGAGCGAGACCAGGAGAGAGACCAGCAGAGAGGGGAGGAGCCAGGGCUCUACUGCAUCUGCGUUGGACCGGAGCGUGGAGCCCAGCUGCCGGGACUCUAUCUCCUGGAUGUUCUCGCGCCUGGACCAGGACCAGGACCGGUUCUUGUCCCGGUCCGAGCUGGAGUCCAUAAAUCUGGACCAGUAUGAGGUCUGCGUGGGGAACUUCUUCCGCUCGUGUGACGCCCACAGAGACGGGCGCGUGUCCUGGUCCGAGUGGUGCCUCUGCUUCUGGAGAGACAAGCCUCCGUGCCUCGCCAAGCUGGAGCGGAUCCAAAAGCACGACGCAGGGGACAGCAACUCGCUGGUCCCCAGUUGUGAUGAGGAGGGGUACUUCCAGAAGGUGCAGUGUGACGUAGGCAGAGCAGAGUGCUGGUGUGUGGACCCCCAGGGAGGAGAGCUGACGGGCUCCAGGAUCCAGGGGACCCCCGACUGUGGUGAGGCCCCUAACACAUCCACUCCGCUGUCCUGGAGUCAAACUCUCCUGAGCCGCAACUCACAGCUCCUGAGCCGCGACUCACAGCUCCUGAGCCGCAACUCACAGCUCCUGAGCCGCGACUCACAGCUCCUGAGCCGCGACUCACAGCUCCUGAGCCGCGACUCACAGCUCCUGAGCCGCGACUCACAGCUCCUGAGCCGCGACUCACAGCUCCUGAGCCGCGACUCACAGCUCCUGAGCCGCGACUCACAGCUCCUGAGCCGCGACUCACAGCUCCUGAGCCGCGACUCACAGCUCCUGAGCCGCGACUCACAGCUCCUGAGCCGCGACUCACAGCUCCUGAGCCGCGACUCACAGCUCCUGAGCCGCGACUCACAGCUCCUGAGCCGCGACUCACAGCUCCUGAGCCGCGACUCACAGCUCCUGAACGAAGUUGUAGGUCACUCCGGGGAUUUUGGCAGCGGAGUGGGAGGAUGGGAGGACGAGGAGGAGACGCAGGACGCAGCGGAGGAAGAGGAAGAGGAGGACGAAGAGAGCGAAGCCGACGACGGAGGAUACAUCUGGUGA